This is a messenger RNA of Drechmeria coniospora, 1017 nucleotides long. RefSeq lists its product as uncharacterized. The transcript has 2 exons. The record is from RefSeq and is a predicted model, not a curated record. NCBI's taxonomy places the organism in Eukaryota, Fungi, Ascomycota, Sordariomycetes, Hypocreales, Ophiocordycipitaceae. Bases 1 to 1017 code for a protein of 338 amino acids.
AUGGCGACAGAGGCAUCGCAAAAGGGUGGCUCUGCAACCAGCCAUGUGCUGCCGGUUGUGUUUCCGCCAGCAUACGAUGUCCAAAUCGAAGACCAGGAGUGGGAUUCGAAUUUCGAACUUGACAAUAGCCCAUCCGACUCCUCCCUGCCCGAAGCAUAUAAUCUGCAGCUAUUUUUGUCCCCAGAGGCCAAGACAACUACCAUGCAGGGCAUGGACUGGACAGCCGAGCUGAUUGUCUAUGCGAAGAAUCAUAAAUAUGAUGCGCCCCCUUCGAAAAGAAGGAGCCUUCUAAACUUCUCCAUCUUUCAACAACUCUUCACUCCUACCAUUUCAGCACUGCAUCCCGUUUGCAAAUCAAGGAUGACAAAAGUAGAGGCACAUCAAACGGAAGCCCCUACAGCUAGCGAUGGACCGCCAGAUAUACCUCCGCCAUCAUACGAUAAUGUCCAAAUCGGAGAUCAGGACCUUGAUUCAAAAUCCGAACCGGAUGACGGCUCAUGCGACUCCCUACCCGAUAAAUAUAAUCUGUGGCUAUCGUUCUUCCCAGAUGCAAAGAUAACUACUAUGGAGGGCGUGGACUGGGAGGCCGAGCUGAUUGUCUAUGCAAAGAAUGUGCAGAAAUUGAUGAAGGAUGGCUUCUACUGGACAGAGGCAAACGUGCAAAAGAACAAGGGAUACCUUCUUAUCGGACGGGAGUCCCUUCCGUCUGAAAUUAGGCAGGAUGGCCAUUGGAGCCACGCACGCUGCUAUCAGCUUUCCGACAGAUCAAGCCAUUCAACUACAACAGGAGACAUCCAGUGGCUCGCGACCUUGUGGGUCUAUGCCCACGAAGUCUCCGUUUUAUCCAAUUUUCGGUUGCACGACCUAUCGGUCAACAAAAUAGCAAGUGCACAUGCCAAGAACACCGAGGGGCGGAUGAUAUACGAAUUCAAUGCUACUCUACCACAUUCAAACUUCAAUGCUAUCUAUGACGACAAGCCGUUGAAGGGGUGGUGGCCAUGGCCAAAGCAGAGCUAA